AAGCCAUUCAUGCCAUUUUGGUUUACAGCCAAAAUGUAGAAGAACUUCUGAAGCGCAGAAAAGUCUAUCGAGAAAUAAUUUUUAAGUAUUUGGCAGCACAAGGAAUUGCAGUGCCUCCUUCCUCUGAGAAACAUUUACUCAUUGAUCGUGCAAAGCAGUACUGGAGUGGGCAGCUCAUAGCAUGUGCCUCAGAGCCAGAGGAGAAGAAACCACACACAGAGAGUCAUGGAGAGAGACAAAAGUUGCCACAGGAGGACAUUUAUGGUCUAGGAGAGGAAUUCUGUCAAUGGUUCUUCGAGCUCCUGAAUUCUCAACAUCCCUUGGGAGUAAAAUCUGAAGAAAGAUGGGGACCACAGCAUUUUUGGGAGGAUGUUAAAAUGAAGUUCUGUUACAGCACACUAGAAGAAAACAUGGAAGAAUACGUUGGUGCAGAAAUGGUGAGCCUUCGUCUGCUCUCCUUGGUUAAAGAAGAAUAUCUUCUAUUCAACCCUAAUUUACAUGCCAGUGGACUGAAAUGUGCUGUGUCUCGACAUGGGGUAGUACUGGUAGCAGUGGCUGGCACAGUGCAUAGAGACAACUCUUGUUUGGGCAUCUUUGAACAAACUUUUGGACUCGUUAGCUGUCCUGAUAGGAAGAAUACCUGGAAAAUAAAAGUUACGAAUCUUAAAAUAGUUGGACAGAAUGCUCUGGAGCCUGGGAUAGACAUUGAAAAACCCUCCCUAAAAUAUGAGUCAAACCAACUGCGAGAGUUGUACGAUGGGAAAGAACUGACUGUGUUUGAACCUCAGAAAUUCUGA
Molecule: messenger RNA, 797 nt
Organism: Mesitornis unicolor (brown roatelo)
Lineage: Eukaryota; Metazoa; Chordata; Aves; Mesitornithiformes; Mesitornithidae
Product: chromosome unknown open reading frame, human C3orf38
Exons: 2
Source: RefSeq, a predicted model, not a curated record